AUGAAGAUGAAGAUGAAGAUGAAGAUGAAGAUGAAGAUGCGUACCUCGUCUCCCGUCUUCGUCUGCGUCCCUGUCUCGCAUCUUUAUCUGCUGCUUCUGCUGCCGCCGCCGCUGCUGCUGCCCCUUUCCAUCGUGGGCUUCUGCUACGAGAAUGCGGGUCAUGCUGGUUCCAUGUGCAAGACUGGUUGGCUCGUACAGCCUUCCGCGAGCUUCGGGUAUCCUGGCGGGCUGGCCGUGGAAGCUACUUAA
This is a messenger RNA of Trichophyton verrucosum HKI 0517, 249 nucleotides long. RefSeq lists its product as uncharacterized. The record is from RefSeq and is a predicted model, not a curated record. Bases 1 to 249 code for a protein of 82 amino acids. The transcript has a single exon. NCBI's taxonomy places the organism in Eukaryota, Fungi, Ascomycota, Eurotiomycetes, Onygenales, Arthrodermataceae.